Messenger RNA from Photinus pyralis (common eastern firefly), 840 nucleotides. Its product is annotated as nuclear localization sequence-binding protein-like. The record is from RefSeq and is a predicted model, not a curated record. NCBI's taxonomy places the organism in Eukaryota, Metazoa, Arthropoda, Insecta, Coleoptera, Lampyridae.
AUGAAUGCUAGAAAAAUUGAACUUAGCAAAGCGGUGGUAGAGACGGAGAGAAGAAGUGGACGAAAAGAAAAACUAAUGGAAAAACAGGAAACAGAAGAGAGAAAACAGAGAGAUACAGAAUAUGCAACAGAGGACGUUGGUUCUGAAUCUGUGCCUGAAUCUGAGCCUGAAUCUGAGUCUGAAUCUGAGUCUGAAUCUGAGUCUGAGUCAGAGCCUGAGUCAGAGCCUGAGUCUGAAUCUGAAUCCGAGUCUGAAUCUGAGUCUGAAUCUGAGUCUGAAUGUAGUGAAUCUGAGUCGGAAUCUUGGUCUGAAUCUGAGUCUGAAUGUGAGACUGAAUGUGAAUCUGAAUCUGAGUCUGAAUGUGAGUCUGAAUCUAAAUCUGAUGAAUCUGCGUCUUAAUCUGAAUAUGAGCUUGAAUCGGAGUCUGAAUCUGAGUCUGAAUCUGUGCCUGAAUCUGAGUCUGAAUCUGAAUCGAAGUCUAAAUCUGAGUCUGAAUCUGGUUCUGAAUCUUGGUCUGAAUCUGAACCUAAAUCUGAGUCUGAAUCUGAGUCUGUGUCUAAGUCAGAAUCUGAGUCUGAAUCUGGUUCUGAAUCUUCUGAAUCUGGUUUUGAAUCUUGGUCUGAAUCUGAGUCUAAUUCUGACUCUAAAUCUGUGUCUACAUCUGAGUCUGAAGCUGAGUGUCAAUCUCAGACUCAAUCUGGGCCUGAAUCGGAGCCUAAAUCUGAGUCUGAACCUGAGUCUCUGAAUAUGCUAUAUGCGAUAAUCGACUUCGAAUGCAUUAUUUAUAAUCAUGCAAUUUUUGACAAUUUAAGCUCGACGGGACCUUCAAAGUUAGAGUGA